Molecule: messenger RNA, 1950 nt
Organism: Magnolia sinica
Lineage: Eukaryota; Viridiplantae; Streptophyta; Magnoliopsida; Magnoliales; Magnoliaceae
Product: nucleolar protein 12
Exons: 6
Coding region: 85-1650 (521 amino acids)
Molecular function (GO): RNA binding
Source: RefSeq, a predicted model, not a curated record
GUCAUAUUUGAACGUUCCUCUCCUCUCCUCGUCCCUUCUAUAACCUUGCUAAAUUCAAAAACUCUCCAACGAAAGAAAAAAAAAAUGGGAAAGAAAUCGAAAGAAGGAGAGAAGGAAUCAUCGGACGCCUUCAAAACCCUCUUCGGUGAUUCCAAUCCCUACCGUCGAAAACCCCAAUCCGAUCAAGAUCAACAGCCAAAACAGAAGGAACCGCAUCAAGACCCGUCAGGGUUAGGGUUAGGGUUUGGAACUUCUGGUGGAGAAGGAGAAGAAGACAAUCCUGCUGCUGAUUCUCCAAGAAAAGAAAUCGAAAUCGCGGAGACGAAGAAGAAGAGAAAGAGGGAGAGAGAAAGAAACCCUUUUCUGGAAGCGGACGUUAGAGAUUCGGCGAUCCGCCAGAAGCGGAAGAAACGGACCGAAGAUGAUGAUCAAUCAACAGAGCUGAUCGACGGCAAAGGGAACGAGGCUCGAAAGAAGAAGAGGAAGAGGGACGAGAUCGAGGAGGAAUAUGAGAUGAAGAUGUACGGUGGGCCGGAGAAGAUCGAGGGCGGGGAUGCGGAGCCUGGUCGGAUAGUUGUUGGUGAGAAGAGGAAGGCGGGGUUUGAUACAAAGGAAAUGGUCGUUUCAAAGGAGGCUUAUGACGAUGAGAGUAAGCUUCAGAGGACUGUUUUCGUCGGGAACUUGCCAUUGAAGGUGAAGAAGAAAGUUCUGUUGAGAGAUUUCGGACAGUUCGGAGAGGUUGAAUCGGUUAGGAUCCGGUCAGUGCCAAUCGUGGACAGUAAAAUACCGAGAAAGGGUGCUAUAAUCAAGGGAAAAUUCAAUGAUUCUGCUGAUAGUGUCCAUGCUUACAUUGUGUUCAAGGAUGAGCAAUCGGCACAGGCUGCUUUGUCACAUAAUAUGGCAAAGCUUGGAGAGAAUCACAUUCGUGUUGAUAGGGCAUGCCCUCCUCGUAAGAAAUUGAAAGGAGAAAAUGCUCUACUUUAUGAUAAUAAAAGGACUCUUUUUGUGGGUAACCUCCCAUUUGAUGUGAAGGAUGAGGAACUGUAUCAGUUGUUUUGUGGGGUUAACCAUAUGGAAUCCAGCAUAGAAGCCAUACGUGUUAUCAGAGAUCCCCAUUCAAGCGUGGGGAAGGGUAUUGCCUAUGUCAUGUUUAAAACGCGGGAAGCUGCCAACACAAUCGUUAAGAAAAAGAACUUCAAGCUCCGUGAUCGUGAUCUGAGGCUGUACCAUGCCAAAUCAGAUUCCACACCAUCAAAGAGGAAAAAACCAGAACCAGCAUGGGCAGAGAAUUCCCCAGGAAAGAGGUUGGCUGUGGAUUCCCGCCAAAAGCCAUCAAACACCACCAAAUCCAUGAAGGUAACGAAGGCUGCUGACCUCUCCUAUCAAGGCUUGCGAGCCAGUAAAUCCGGUGUCCAAAAGAAGGGAAACCUCCAUCUAAGAACUGAAGAGCAUGGGAAGAUAGAAUCCAAGGGGGGGAGACGAUUGGAACCAAAGGCUCGCAAAACCAAACGGCCUGCGGUCGAAGCCAGGAAGGCAAAAGCAUUGAAGGCUGGUGGUGGGGCUGUGAGACAGUUGGGUCAAAAACGGAAGCUGGAAAGCAGGACGCCUGAAAAUUCCCAUCGGGAUAAGAUAGCUAGAAAAUUCAGGUAGUUUGACUCAGAGAGGUGUAUCCUAACAUUCGAAGCAAAAGCAUUGAAGACUGGUGGUGGGGCUGUGAGAUGGUUAAAAAGUGGAAGCUGGAAAGCAGGGGACGCCUGAAAAUUCCCAUCAGGAUAAGAAAGCUAGAAAAUUCAGGUAGUUUGGCUCAGGGAAGUGUCCUAACAUCUGAGUUUUGAUUGUAAUUUGCAAGCUGAGGAAGAAUGCUUAUAGUUCAGUUAUGUAGGAGUGUCAUUCCCAGCCCUAUUAAUUUAACAAGAAUGAGUGGUUCUUUAAUUAUUGAAACUUUGCCAA